Striga asiatica is the source of this 3500-nucleotide messenger RNA. NCBI's taxonomy places the organism in Eukaryota, Viridiplantae, Streptophyta, Magnoliopsida, Lamiales, Orobanchaceae. The record is from the annotation of a GenBank genome assembly.
UACUCAACACAAGAUACGCAAUUCUUCCCUGAUCGUGCUCGCCCAAAUUCCAUCUAGAUCCCGCCAAUCAUGUCCCAUGUAAGAUGCACCUCGAUUGCUUACGAUCUAUGAGUUGAUUUAUUGAUCGAAUUCGCCAUCUUCUCGAUUCUGGUUAGGAUUAUUGGGAAAUGGCAGGGCAGAUUUCUAAUAUGGAUCAAUUCGAGGCCUAUUUCCAGAGGGCGGAUGUGGAUCGAGAUGGCCGGAUUAGUGGGAAUGAGGCCGUUGCUUUCCUCCAAGCUUCAAAUUUACCCAGACAAGUUCUGGCUCAGAUAUGGAUGUAUGCUGAUCAAAAUAAAGUUGGUUACCUUGGUCGUUCAGAAUUUUUUAACUGUCUCAAACUUGUUACCGUGGCACAAAGCAAGCAAGAAUUGACUCCAGAUAUCGUGAAUGCUGCCUUAUAUGGUCCAGCUUCGGCAAAAAUCCCUCCUCCGCGGAUAGGACCACAGGCAACUCCGAAUGCUGGUCCAUCUCCUGGUCAGUUGCCUGGCAAUCCCCGCACUACUCAAGGAAUUAGUGUAAGUGCUCCUCAUGGUUUUUCGACUCAGCAAAGUCAAAUCGCCAGGCCGCCUCGGCCUCCACCUCCAAAUUUUGGAUUUCAAUCCCAGCCAGGCUUUCAAGCUCAAGGAAUACCUGGUGCAGGUUCUACGGUUGCAUCUCGUCCCCCUAAUUCAUUUGACUCACUUGGUGGAACUACUGAUGGUUCCCAAGCCAGACUUUCUUCCCAAGUUUCUAACAGAAACUUAAUUCCUUCUGCAACUCAAGGUGACAUCGGCCUUCUGGCCCCAUCUCUUACGCAACCUAAGGCACCUGAAACUACUGGGUUGGUACAAUCUGCUUCAUCCAAGCCGAAUGAUGUUUCCCAGGUUGGGAAGGAUGACACAAGAUCACCUUCGGCUACAGGAAAUGGCUUUGCCGCGAACUCAGAGUUUGGAGAUGUGUUCUCAGCAACCCCAUCCAAACCGCAUAGUACUCCCGGUGCAGUCACAUCUCCUGCGGCCAACAUAUCUGCCUUCUCUACAGGGAAUUCGACUUCCUCAGGUGAACAGCCUACACUUAAGCCAAGUGUUGUUUCUCAACCUUCAGCUAUUCAAUCUGGGCAGUUCCAGUCUAUGGACAAAGCUAGUCAACACGUUCCAGCACAAAAAUCUGCCGCAUCUGGGAAAUCUCAGCCUCCAUGGCCGAAAAUGACCCAGUCUGAUAUUCAGAAGUAUCGAAAGGUCUUUGUGCAAGUUGACACCGACCGAGAUGGGAAAAUCACUGGUGAACAGGCACGCAACCUGUUCUUUAGUUGGAGGCUACCACGAGGGACUGGAUAUUGUCCAUAUCUCCUGCUUAAUGUGUAUGGAUCCUGGCUGUUUCUCAUAGCAUCUGUGCGUCUUAUAUUUUCUGGAGAGGUCCUGAAGCAGGUGUGGGACUUAUCAGAUCAAGACAACGACAGUAUGCUUUCCUUGAAUGAAUUUUGCAUUGCUCUCUAUUUGAUGGAGAGAUAUAGGGAAGGGCGCCCUCUUCCUGCAACACUUCCCAGCCAUGUUAUAUUUGAUCAGGCAUUGUUGCCUGGUAUUGGUCAACCUGCUGCUGCGUAUGGCAAUGCAUCUUGGAGACCUCCCUCUGGUUUCCAACAGCCCCCAGGAGCUAAAAAUGCACGGCCUAUCACUUCUGUUGGUCUCGGAAAGCCACCUCGCCCUGUUCCUCAGCCUGAAGAGUCCAUACAACAGAAGGCUAAAGUUCCAGUCUUGGAGAAGCAUCUUCUAGAUCAGCUUAGCACAGAGGAGCAAGAUUCACUGAACAAAAAGUUUGAGGAAGCUAAGACUGCAGAGAAAAAGGUGGAAGAACUGGAAAAGGACAUUUCGGAGGCCAAACAAAAAGUUCAAUUCUUCCAUGCCAAGAUGCAAGAACUUAUUCUAUACAAAAGUCGAUGUGACAAUCGUCUGAACGAGAUCUCUGAAAGAGUUGUAGCUGACAAGCGAGAGGCUGAAUCAUUGGCAAAUAAGUAUGAAGAAAAAUACAAGCAGGCUGGUGAUGUAGCAUCAAGAUUAACAAUUGAAGAGUCCACAUUCCGUGAUAUUCAGGAGAAAAAAAUGGAACUUUAUCGUGCAAUCGCCAAAUUGGACCAAGAUAAUGCUGAUGAUGCUCAGGAUCGAAUUAAUCAAAUUCAGUCAGAACUUGAGGAACUAGUGAAAGCUUUGAAUGAACGGUGCAAAUUAUAUGGAUUACGCGGAAAACCGACGUCGCUUGUUGAGUUUCCAUUUGGGUGGCAACCUGGCAUUGUAACACUGGCUGCUGAUUGGGAUAAAGAAUGGGAUAAAUUUGAAGACGAAGGAUUCACUUAUGUCAAGGAGCUUACCCUUGAAGUGGAAAAUGUCAUUGCCCCUCCCAAACCCAAGUCUGCCUUAAUUCGAGAACAGGUUCAUUUAUUAGAUAAAAAGGAUGCUGCAAAAUCACCUUCUAAGGCCGAUGAGAAUUCGAGGGCAAGUACUCACGACCAGGAACAAACUGCAAGAAGUUCACCUGACAGUUCUUCAGAAAGCAAAGCAGCAGUCAGCCCAACCAAGGAAAUCCAUGACCUUCGAACAAGAGACAUCCAUGUAAAUGUGUCCCCUCGUGCAUUCGACACCCAAAGUGAGUAUGGGGUGGAAUCUAUACGUUCUGGAGAAAACCGGUUUGAUGAACCAGGUUGGGGUACUUUUGAUAAAACUAGUUAUGAUACAGUUGCAGCAUGGGAUUUCAAUCCUAUUGAAUCAAAGGAAGCCGAGCACGGACGGCAUAGUGAGAGUUCUUUAUUCGGUCCAGAUGAAUGGGGUCUGAAUCCAAUUAGAACUGGGUCCAAAACCUCAAAGCAGGGUCCAUUUUUCGAUUCAGUCCCGAGCACCCCAAAGCAGGGUCCAUUUUUCGAUUCUGUCCCGAGCACACCACAGUACAAUUUCCCUAGCUCACCCCACGUGGAUAACCUGUUCACAAGGAAUAAUAAUAACAAUAAUAAUAAUAGUCAGUUUGCCGAUUCUGUCCCAAGUACACCAAUGUACAAUUUCAACACCUCACCUCGAAAGUUCGGUGAAGGUUCGGAGGAUCACUACUCCUUGGACAGUUUUUCGAGGUUCGAUUCCUUCAACAUGCAUGACAGUGGCCCGUUUGGUUCUCGCGAGUUGUCGAGAUUCGACUCCAUGCAGAGCAGCACUAGGGAGUCGGCCGACUUUGACCAGGGGUAUUUUGGUCAACAGGAGUCACUCACGAGGUUUGACUCGUUCCGCAGCACGGCGGACUCUGAUUACAACUUUGGGCUGUUCCCUCCACGCGAGUCGUUUUCUAGGUUCGAUUCAAUGCAUAGCACGAGGGACUCGGAAUAUGGUCAGGGCUUCCCGUCGUUUGACGAUGGUGCUGAUCCAUUUGGGUCGGUUGAGCCGUUUAGGACAUCUAAUGAAACGCCGAGAAAGGAUUCCAUCGAUAAUUGGAAAGCUUUCUAG